Molecule: messenger RNA, 795 nt
Organism: Alternaria infectoria
Lineage: Eukaryota; Fungi; Ascomycota; Dothideomycetes; Pleosporales; Pleosporaceae
Exons: 1
Coding region: 1-795 (264 amino acids)
Source: RefSeq, a predicted model, not a curated record
AUGCAGCAGGAGAUGCAGCAGGAGAUAGCCGCACAAGAGCUUCGCGAUGUGAAGCGUUGUCUAGACCUGCGACAUAACAUCGCUCGCACCGCCAAAACGAAGAUUUUCGAUUCUGAGCCGCUCGUUGUACCCAGCUCCUGGUCGAUGUCGGGAGUUCACCUAAAGAGCUUGGUGAAGCAUCCUUUUCUGCUUGAGGAAUACCUGGAAGGCGAGCACUUUUCCCGCGAGGCGAUCAGGAUUCGAAGGGAAUACUUUGAAAUCAAACACUGUGGCUCACCGGAGAUCAGGCGUCUCGCUGCCAUGGAAGCAGACUACAGAGAAAGCCAGGCUUCACGGUCGUUGCUUGAUCUCCUGCUAGAAGCCAUUCAACAUGCAACGCAAAAGCUCAUCUUGGAGCUUACAGAAGGCGAUAAGACUACGAAGAGACCUGUCUUGGAUCUAUGUCGUCGCCUGGUCGCUUAUUCGACCCACACAGAUGAUGAUGGUGAGCUCAUUCGGGCCGUGGAAGCGAUCAAUGAUAUAGAACGAGGACAUAUGCAGUUGCAAUACGAUAACGUGUUGGAACGGUCCACGGAAACUUCGUCAAAGUCUUCGAUGCCUCAUGCAGUCGCUCCACCAGACUCACCACCGCCUUAUCACAUCUGUCUUCCAGCAGAGCCAGCGUCGUCGCCACCACCGGUUGAGACAUCCCCGCCCAAGGAUCCGAGUCGGCUGCGUGUAAAGUUCCAAGAGAAUUUGACAUUGCUCAGUUCAGGUAAGCGAUAUGCAAUCCAGCCCUUCAAACCAGCAUACUAA